Molecule: messenger RNA, 1316 nt
Organism: Homalodisca vitripennis (glassy-winged sharpshooter)
Lineage: Eukaryota; Metazoa; Arthropoda; Insecta; Hemiptera; Cicadellidae
Product: ribonuclease H2 subunit B
Exons: 7
Coding region: 173-1105 (310 amino acids)
Biological process (GO): ribonucleotide metabolic process; RNA catabolic process
Cellular component (GO): nucleoplasm; ribonuclease H2 complex
Source: RefSeq, a predicted model, not a curated record
GGCAUUGCUUUGCUGCUUGCUUGCUGUUGGCGAAUGGUGAGUGCUGUGGCCUGUGCUGGUGAUCAGCUAGAGCAAGAGUCGUCUUGGUGAAACGAUUUCUGUGCAAGAUUUGUUUGUGUCAACAAAGUUGAUGGGUUACGGUUUCGACCUUUAAACAAGUGAUAGCCUUAAAAUGCCUAGAGUAAAGGCUUCACCAAAAAAAUGCGUCAAGCCAACGAACCCCCAAUCUUCUUGGGUUUUUCUUUUAAAAGGUGAGGCAUUCGAAGUGCCAGAAGGAUAUGCUGGCUCAGGCACUCCAGAUGUGGUACAGCUGAGGCAUCCUCAAAGUGGAGCUCCAGCCAUGUUCCUCUUCAGUCCUGGCGACAGUUUAAUUCAAGAAGUACUGACAUUUUCUGAAAACAAACGAUCUUGGUUUAUUGACGACAAUGUAAAAUCUGAUGGAAAAAUGCACCUGUCUACUCCUAUUGACCCCAUAUUUCUGGUACUUCCAUACUUAAGAAAAUCUCAACUCGCCUGCCCUCUGGAUCAGAUACUAAAGGAUGAUGAAUUUCCUGAAACAGAAAGACUUCUUUCAUGUUCAGGGUUGAAACAUUUGUCCCAGGUAGCAGAUAAAAAAGGUGAUGAGGAACUGAAUGCCUAUAAGUACAAUGAGGAGAAAACGCUGAGCUGGCUGACAAGGAAGACGGAACGAGUGAGUGAAAUAUUGAGGCAGAAAGGAAUACAUGUCUCAAGUAAUAACGCAGUGUCAGCAACAUUCGUCAAAACUAAUACAGACACCACAGAGAACUACCUGAAGUACGCACAUGGAGUGGUAUCAGAGUACCUGGCGGACGACCUAAGUGCCAGAUUGUCCAAGCACCUAGGGCUUCCUGAGCCGGAGACUGGCCCUAACAAGCGCAAGCAGCUGGCCAGUGCUAACACCAACACCGAAGCCACUCACAAGCGACCCAAGCUGGAAGCUCAGGAGCCACUCAAGAAUGGUGCUGCCCUUGACCUCUCAAAACCCGAAAAGGUCCCCAAAACAUCAAUAACAGCUAAAGAUAAGGCCAGAGCAAAAUCUGCAACAGGAUCGAAAAAUAUUUCUUCAUUCUUCAAAAAGAAGUAAAACUCUCAAAGCAAUUAACUCUCACAUUCUGUGUCCUAGUUGAGCCAUUCUUAGAAUUAAGCAAUUUUUAUCUGUAUUUGUCUCAAAUGUGCUACUUUAUUUAUUUUGUUGUGUAUACAUUUAUUUGUUGUUUUUUAUGUUUUUAUAUCAUUGUUUUAAUUAUUAAUAAAGUAAGUUAUUAAUUGUAUAAAUAAACAUUAAGGUCUCAGUA